CUUUAUUCAGCUCAUUCUCCUCUUUUUUUCCAUUCUUUACAUAUUUCAAUUCUAUCACCAUGCGUGUUGAACAGUCUACUCUUUUCGGCGCACUUGCCCUGUCUCCGCUGGCGUUGGCAGGCCCAUUGUUCCAACCCCGAGCCACGGCCGACUCGGGCGCCUAUGAUGAGUUCCACAGAACGGCGCAGCUGUCCUCCGCUGCUUAUACCGGCUGUAUUGGUACAGCUUUCGAUGUGACCAUCACCAAGCAGAUCAACGAACUCUCGACUGACACCCAGGGUUUCAUCGGUUACUCCACCUCGAAGCAGAGAAUCACCGUGGCCAUGAGGGGCUCCACGAGCGCCACUGAUAUUGCCAACGAUGUCGACACCACACUGGUGACUCCCUCCCUGUCCGGAGUCAACUUCCCCUCUGGUGCUCAGAUCAUGCACGGUAUCUACUCGCCCUGGUCUUCUGUCCACGAUGACGUGAUCUCCGAGGUCAAGUCCCUGGUGGAAAAGUACCCGGACUACACCCUUGAAUCCACCGGGCACUCCCUGGGUGGUUCUCUCACCUACAUCUCCUAUGUUGCCCUUGCCCAGAACUUCCCUGGCAAGCAGAUCAUCAGCAACGCCCACGCCGCCUACCCCAUCGGCAACGAGGCCUUCGCCAACUUUGGUGCCCAGCAGAAUGGCACCCUGAACCGGGCCAACAACGCCGAUGACGGUGUCCCGAACAUGUACGUCAUGUGGCCUUGGGACUUCGUCCACUACGGAACCGAGUACUACAGCUCCGGUACCGCCGCCACCACCGUCAAGUGCAGCGGUGAGCGCGACACCUCAUGCUCUGCCGGAAACGGCCAGGUCGGUGUGACUGCUGGUCACUUCUCGAACUUCGGUAUCCAGAUGGGUCUCGCUGGCUGCUCUUCGCUGUAAGCCUCUCUAUAGGCGACGCGACGCGAUGCCACACUCCACCCAUCCAAACUGGACCGGUGGGGGCUAGAGCUCGUAUAAACAUCAUCCAUCUGCAUGCUGGAUGGACCAUGGGAAAGAGAAGGAGGCUGGAUAUUCUCGCAGCGGGCCUUGGCGG
This is a messenger RNA of Aspergillus heteromorphus CBS 117.55, 1068 nucleotides long. RefSeq names its product putative alkaline lipase. Gene Ontology annotation, biological process: lipid metabolic process. The record is from RefSeq and is a predicted model, not a curated record. The coding region runs from base 60 to 914 and encodes 284 amino acids. NCBI's taxonomy places the organism in Eukaryota, Fungi, Ascomycota, Eurotiomycetes, Eurotiales, Aspergillaceae. The transcript has 6 exons.